Molecule: messenger RNA, 855 nt
Organism: Drosophila takahashii
Lineage: Eukaryota; Metazoa; Arthropoda; Insecta; Diptera; Drosophilidae
Source: RefSeq, a predicted model, not a curated record
CCAAGCGAAAUAAACAGUAUUUCGACAGGCAGCACACGAAAAAUGAAUGGGGCUAACAAAAGAACGCGAAGAAGCCGCUUGCAGGCAUUUAAAGCGGAGGAUAAAGUUAUGCUAAUCCACGCGGUGCAGAUUAAACCGAUCCUGUGGGAUACGAACCACAAGAAACACUUUCACGGACCACUGUUAAACCAGGCUUGGGAUAAAGUUGCUGUCGAAAUAAAUAGAGAUGUGAAGAGCUGCAAGGCUGCCUGGAAGUCAUUGAGGGACAGCUAUAAGUAUUUUCGCAACUUAAAACAGGAAAAAGGUGAAAAUUCGGAAGAAAAUUCCUCUGUGAAUUGGAAAUUUGCGGAAAACAUGGCCUUUUUGCCGAACCUAACCACAUCACAGCGGAUAAAGAGUUCUACGUUUACUAAGGAAGAGGCCUCAAAGGAUCAGAAUCAAGAUCAGGAACCAAAGUACUCGCAUCAAAAGGAUUUCUUGGACUCCAAGUUAUCGGGUUCCGAUGAAGAAGACAGUAUCCUAGAAGAAGUAGAAAACGAAUUAAACAACGGUUUAUCUGACAAUGAUUUAAGCGACAACUUUAAUGACACAAAUUGGCCUUCCAAAAAAAGGAGAUAUGAUCCUCCAUCGCCAGCGUCAUCGUCACCAUCACAAUCUCCAACUCCUGGUCAAAAAAUGUGCGAUAUAUUAAGUAAACUCCUCCAGAAUCAGCACCAAAAUCCGAAUGUUACGAAGAGACCUAUUUUCGACUACUGGGAGUCGCUUCUUAGUAAAAUGCCGCCAGAGAUCGCGGAUGUGGUUGAACAAAAGAUGACUAAACUUUUGUGGGCCGAACAGGCGGCUUUAAAAAAGUAG